AUGUCGACAACGACAACGAAAAUGGCUCGAGGCGUCUCGGGUGUGGUCGGGCUGUACCUGGCAGCCAUGGUCCUCAUCUGCGCUUCCUUCGUCUGGGCCGUUCCUGCCCCCCUCGAGUCCCGCCAGGCUCCCAACCAGGCCGCCAUCGACAAUCCCACCGACCAGACCGCCUCGCUCAACGUGACCAUGUUCAUCCUUCCCAUCCCCCUCUCCGAAGCUGCCUCCAUCGCCUCUCCCUAUAAGCUUCUUCCAGACCAUGGUCUGCCCGCCUCGGUGAUUCCGGACGGGUACUUUCCGAUCCAAGUUCGGGCGAAUUACUUCUACGACAUCCGUCAGAAGGCGCUGGGUAUUCCCCUUCAGGUGCCACAGCUGACGUCACUCGCCCUGUACCUGCCCUUCAUCGACGUCUUGGGUGACGGCAAGACGGCGUUCAAACGCAGUGCGAUCCAGUACUUUGAUCAGAUCCUCCCUACGCUUGUCGGCGGCUUAACUCAGUUCCAAAAUGGUCAAGUGGCGUUCUUCGAUCCCGCCCAUGCGGCGUAUAAGCCUUCUGGAGGCAACACGCUGAGCUUCACAGCUGCUCAAGGCAUCAGUAAUCCUAUCGACGGUCCAGGUAUAGUCAACCCCAUCUUCCAAGCCGUGUUCCAACGAACUUCGUCUUCACCCAUCAGCGAGGCGAAGCACCGCUCGAUCCUCGCCCAGCCGUUGUACACCACCCCGGGUACAGGUUGCAACAUGGAGACGAUCCUGUUCAACUACACAAACGCAAACCCGAGCUUUGUCACUGGUGACGUUCAGAUUUUUACUCCCUUCACAAAGGAGAACAACGACUACAAGACCGCUUAUGGUUAUACGGCUGCUACGUGA
Messenger RNA from Pseudozyma hubeiensis SY62, 867 nucleotides. RefSeq lists its product as hypothetical. The transcript has a single exon. The record is from RefSeq and is a predicted model, not a curated record. NCBI's taxonomy places the organism in Eukaryota, Fungi, Basidiomycota, Ustilaginomycetes, Ustilaginales, Ustilaginaceae. Bases 1 to 867 code for a protein of 288 amino acids.